Molecule: messenger RNA, 698 nt
Organism: Xiphias gladius (swordfish)
Lineage: Eukaryota; Metazoa; Chordata; Actinopteri; Istiophoriformes; Xiphiidae
Gene: cnih3
Product: cornichon family AMPA receptor auxiliary protein 3
Exons: 6
Coding region: 219-698 (159 amino acids)
Biological process (GO): vesicle-mediated transport; regulation of AMPA receptor activity
Cellular component (GO): dendrite; synapse
Source: RefSeq, a predicted model, not a curated record
CUGGGUGGACGCACGGCUUAUCAUCUGGAGAGGUUUUCUGCAACAAUUUGUUGCAAACAUUGUGAAGGGCGAAGUGAGGGUGCCGGUACGCCUCGGCUUGUGAUGACACCGUGAGAACUUUCUUCCUGACCCUUUUUUUUUUCACUCUUUUUUUUCUAGAUGUUUGUCAGUGGGAUCGUGCUUCUUUGGGAAAUUAUCCAUCGUUUUCCUUUUCAAUUAUGUUCACUUUUGCUGCCUUCUGCUACAUGCUGUCUCUGGUCCUCUGUGUGUCCCUGAUCUUCUUUGCAAUAUGGCACAUAACGGCUUUUGAUGAGCUCCAGGCUGACUUCAAGGUGCCAAUCGAUCAGGGCAAUCCUCUCCACGCAAGGGAGAGACUGCGAAACAUUGAAAGGAUCUGCAACCUGCUGAGGAAGUUGGUGCUACCAGAGUACUCCAUCCAUGGGCUCUUCUGUAUCAUGUUCCUGUGUGCCCAGGAGUGGUUGACUGUGGGCCUCAACAUCCCCCUGCUCUUCUACAACACAUGGAGGUACUUCCAUUCCCCAACGGACACUAAGGAGCUGCUCUAUGACCCGGCAUCUGUGAUGAACGAUGACACGCUCAAGUUCUGCCUGAAGGAGGCCUGGUGCAAGCUGUCCUUCUUCAUCCUCUCCUUCUUCUACUAUCUAUACUGCAUGAUCUACUCCUUGGUUACCUCAUAA